AUGGGUCGUCUGCCGGGGCCCAACGCGCUGAGGCCGAUGCGGAACAUGGCAUGUCACUCAGGGGCAUCAACUGGUCGUGUUCAGUGUCGAGCUGCAGUGGAGUCCGAUUCCUCUGAUGAACGCAAUAAAGCAAUCUCAGGGGCGGACCCAGAAGGGACAGUAGGAACUGCCGGCGAGGACAGCGCUUGUCGAAUGGAUACACAUCUCAGCCCAGGCAGGUUAAGCCCUGGCCAGCCGGGGGAUGAGGACGACAUGCUGGACGACACCCUGCCACCACUAAAUAUCCCGGUUAAACUGGUGCGCGUGUCGGAUCUUCCUUGGCCCAAGCCGCUGCAAGAUAGGGAAGGGAACCAGCAGCAGGAGCAGCUGGUGUGUCAUGGUGCGGAAGGGGUCAUGAAGGGUGCAACCGAUACACCGGCCAUGGCAACAGUGCAUCGUCCAGGUGCAGGCAACACGACUAACACAAACAAGACAGCCGGUAGCAAUUCAACUGGCUUCAUGAAAAGCGAAGUGGCGGCGGCGAUGGCCGUAAGGCGGCUUCCGACAGUGGUGCUGCUGCAACGAGAUCCACCGAACUGUGUGAGCACGGCGAGCACUGGAGUGGGCUUCCUGUUUCUCGCUUGUUGGUUUCAGUGCCUGGCGCCUCCAAGACUGGACCUAGCCUGGCGAACCACGGACAGCUGUACGCAGUGCACUUGCAGCUCCGGCCUGUCCGGCUGGGGCCUGCCCAUGAGCCCUACCCAACACGGCAUAGUGCUACCGCUGCUGGCCGCGAUGCAGGCUCAUUUGCUGGGGAAACUGGCGGCGUUGGCUGCGCGGCUGCGCAAGAAGGCCACAAGCUCCGCUACGAUAUGGAGUCAGAGUUGAACUACGACGGAUUUGAGGGAGCGUGCGAUGGUUGCCAUGAGUGGAAUGGUCUUUCCAUGCAGUUCCUGGCAGGCCUAUUUUCUUAAUGCCCAUAUCAAAGAGUGUACAGGGGUGCUGUCAGGUGCCCCAGGAAAUAUU
This is a messenger RNA of Volvox carteri f. nagariensis, 1005 nucleotides long. RefSeq lists its product as uncharacterized. The coding region runs from base 1 to 867 and encodes 288 amino acids. The record is from RefSeq and is a predicted model, not a curated record. The transcript is spliced from 5 exons. Lineage: Eukaryota; Viridiplantae; Chlorophyta; Chlorophyceae; Chlamydomonadales; Volvocaceae.